AUAAAAUCAGACUCUAUACCCGGCUGAGCUCACCAUCACGUAAUAUCUCUCAGAAUAGCUUCCCUUGAUAUAGCAUUCUCCCCUAGAAAAUGCUUGUUUGCGCUUUCAGACUUCGGGUCGUACGCAUCCGUCCAUCCUCAGGCCGCAGUUUGGGCACUAAGACAGAUACCAAAUCCUCUGCUGCUCCGGGCUUGCCAUACUCCCUCACCCACGAUCCCUACUUGGUUGUCGCAUCGAUUGGCAACCCCGAAAUCACACACCAUGGAACAAGACACUCUGUGGGUCAUAGCAUUCUCGCAAGCCUCCUCCAGCACUACCAGGCCCCGCCGGCGUUCAGAGAGCACCCCAAAAAGAUUGGCAUUGAGUACGCUACGGCGCCCGAUGAGAAUAACAUGCUUUUUGUGAGAACCCAGUCGUAUAUGAAUGUCAGCGGUGCCCCAAUCUCCCGAAUCUGGAAUGCGGUCAAGCAGCUGAAAUUACCGCAGGUUUCCUCUUUGGUGGUGAUCCACGACGAACUCUCCAUCCCCGUGGGAAAGGUCCAGGUACGCAAGCAGUUUACCUCUGCACGGGGCCACAAUGGGUUGCGCUCCAUCUCGGAAAACAUUGGUGGUGGCUACACAAAGAUUGGGAUCGGUAUUGGUAAGCCUACCAAUGGCGAAGUUGCAGACUACGUGUUGACCAGAUUUAACAAACAGGACUUGGCCACCAUUGAGAUGGACACCAUCCCGCAAGUGGUUUCGAUCAUCGAGGACAUGAAGAUGGGGAGAUACAUUUACGAGGUAUCUGAAAACAUAAUGGGGGAAGAAAAGAAGAAGAAAAAGAAGGCAAAGAAAUUACGGAAAAUCGACUUGGAGAUGGAGGGGCCAGGUGCUUGAAGCAUGUAAAUAAUACAGAAAAAUAAAGAUUAAAGACGAGUUUAUUAUCCAAUGGAUAGUUUAAUUUGAAGUUGUUCUUAAAACAUAAAACGAAGAAUCAAUAUUGUAAGGAUUAAUAAGAGUGAUUGUGGCUUUUUCUUCGUUCAUACACAGUAACCCUACGAUAUAGCUUUGUGAAUCCCACCCAAUCCUUUCCCAUGGGCUUUUCUGAGCUAAUGCUUACGAUAAUAUCUAGUUUUCAGUAAAAACACAGAUACUUUUGAUAGCAAUAGAAGGACAAACAAGAGUGCUACAUUGAAUUUCUCCGUUGAAAUCUUUCCCUCAACCGCAGCUCCUCGACCCCC
Molecule: messenger RNA, 1219 nt
Organism: Babjeviella inositovora NRRL Y-12698
Lineage: Eukaryota; Fungi; Ascomycota; Pichiomycetes; Serinales
Product: aminoacyl-tRNA hydrolase
Exons: 1
Coding region: 393-875 (160 amino acids)
Molecular function (GO): peptidyl-tRNA hydrolase activity
Source: RefSeq, a predicted model, not a curated record